Symbiodinium necroappetens is the source of this 2253-nucleotide messenger RNA. Lineage: Eukaryota; Dinophyceae; Suessiales; Symbiodiniaceae. The record is from the annotation of a GenBank genome assembly.
AUGAGCCCUUCUCCUUACCGGGGCCCAGCCGCUCCACCCUGUCUUCUCAGCAAAACGCACUUCGCCCACAGAGACAGGGCUGGAGUUGACAUGCAUUCUGCUGUGGGGAGUGGGGCAGGUUUUACUUCUACGACUGGUUUGGAUGCUCGGUCUCGCAGCCUCUAUUUGACAAUGUUGAGCUGGAUACUCUUUAGAUUCUUUCCGAUCUUCAUCAUCGGUUUCGGCGACCAAGCAGACCGCACGACGAAAUUCCGUGCAACACUGCAAGUUAUCGCCGAUGAGGAUUCAAAGGGCUCGGCAAUAAUUCUGUCUGUUUCAAGCGGAUGGUCAGCUCCGGCUGUGGCAAAUUGGCAAUUAUGCUUUACUUGGCUGAAGGCUGUUGUGCUGCGACAGCCGCAAGAUGCGCUGGUCAGUGGCAGCUAUGUCUGUCUUCCGAGGCAUGAGCCCCUGGAGCCAGGGGGUGUUCAUGCCUUCGUGAUCGAGAUCGGAGCGCCCGCCAUGCGAUACGUUUCUGACUUGCCGAGAGCCUUGCACAUCGUAAUGAAGGAGGCCGAGGCCGAGGGCGAGGCCGUGUUUGAGGUCGAGCUGAUUACACCCGGAGAAGGACAAGUUCGCUUGUCCGCGGAUGCGAAAAGCCCUCCCGUCUUCUCGGUUGUCCCACAGCCUCAGUCGGUCACAGGCUUGCCAGGGCCAGGGUUUGACUUAAGGGCUGGGUUGCAGCCCCCGCUCAAGAUUCAGUCCGAUGAGGAAGCUCGCGGUGCAGCCGCGCUCCUUCACAGAUGGCUGCUCAACUGGCCGCCAGGUGCUCCGUUCGGGGUUCCUGAUGGAGUCGCUGCAGGGGAGACCCGAGAUCUGUCGUUGACACUCAUUGAAGACACGGAGCUCGAAUCUGAAGGCUACGAGGUUCGGAUUCAAAACAAUGCAAUCGCCAUUGCGGCCCCAACUCCAUCUGGACUUCUGCAUGGUGUCGCCACCCUCAGACAGCUCCUAGGUGUUGCAUUGGCCGAAGGACUUAUCUCGGUGCCGGCACAGGUCAUCCGAGACAAGCCGCGCUUUUCACACCGAGGCCUAAUGUUGGACGUGGGGCGGCAUUUCUUCAGUGUGGAUUUCAUCCUUCGCCUUCUUGACUGGAUGUUCUUGUACAAGCUGAACACGUUCCAUUGGCAUCUUACAGAUGAUGAAGGCUGGCGCUUUGAGGUGCGAUCGCUUCCGAACCUUACGCUUUACGGCUCCUGGCGCGGACGUGGAGAGGUAAUUGAGCCGCAGUACGGCGGAGGACCGCACCGCUAUGGAGGUUUCUACAGCCACUCGCAGAUUCGAGAGGUUGUGCAGUAUGCAAAAGAACGAGGAAUCACGAUUAUCCCAGAGAUCGAUGUCCCGGGACACUGCUACGCUGCCAUCAAGGCCCUUCCGGAGCUUUUGGGGCACAGCACAGACAGGCAGAACAAGCUGAAGCCCUCGCCCGUGAGUGUCCAAGGCUUCAGGGGUAACGUUCUAAACGUCGUCGCAGCUGACACCUACAAGUUCCUGGAGGCUGUUUUGACGGAGGUUGUGGAGCUCUUCCCUGGACCAGUUCAUGUUGGAAUGGACGAGAUCCCUCGAGGUGCCUGGAGCGAGCAUGCAGAGGAGGAGGAGGAACUGAAAGCUGGUCUCACCCUGUGGUUGCAGACCUUUCUAGCCAAGCAUGGUCGCUCGAUGAUGGCAUGGGAAGAGGCCUUCACUCCAGGGACGGCGAUCGAUCCUGACACUGAGCAGCGGCCGGCAGCCUUCGCCUGGAAGGAGGACGAACGCUUUGCGGUCCGGGCAGCAAACGCGGGGCUCGAUGUCGUUCUUUGCCCGGCCCAUUUCCUUUAUUUGGACAUUGUCCAGAGCUUGAGCUUCGAGGAGCGGGGGCUCUACUGGGCCGCCCCGGCGCUUCCUUUGCAGCGUGUCUACGACUACGAGCCUGUAGAGCGUUUGCGGCGUUUGGGGCUCGAGGAGUCUGCCUUAAAGCGGAUCCGUGGGCUGCAGGCGAAUCUCUGGACCGAGACCGUGGACUCCGAGAAAAGAGCUGAGGAGAUGCUCUUCCCGAGACUCCUUGCUGUUGCUGAAGUCGCCUGGAUGGAGCCGGAGCAUCGCAUAUGGGAGAAUUUCAAGUGGAAGCUUGGACCUCAGCUGCAAUGGCUCUCACGCCAGGAGAAGCUGGAGCAUUGGAACCAAUUCUGUGGUCAGGUCGCCCGCGGCGACUUCCUCCGAGUUGCCCCACCAAUCUGA